GUUUUGAGUUUUUCUCAAUGAUUCUCUCUCAAAGUCAUAGAAAAACUGUUUGCACAGCACUCACUGUGCUUGGUUUUGACGGCUUAAUGAGAACACAGCUUGCAGUCUGCGGCGUUACCUAAAUGUAUAGGCAUGGGCUGCUGGCUCAGCUGCUUUGUUAUUUCUGAUUGUGGUACAAACCACAAGUUUGUGUCUGGAGAGAGUUACAACUGAUGUUUUCAUUCAUAUUCAAUAUCAAGGAUACAGUUAGAUGAUUCAAGGCUGGAUUCAUGUAACAGUGAUUAGGAUACGGUACUCAAAUGGUAGAUUGAAGUCGGGAAGUAGUCCAUAAUAUGUAGACUGUAUGACUAAUUACAGACAACAGUAGCAAUGAAGGAAGUCUGUACUAGCCUAGCCAGACAUGCCAGAGCGGAUUUGUUUAUAGAGAUUGAAUGGUACUACAUGUACCUUAUAGGAGAGGAACUUUUAAUUUUGUGUGCUAGAUUGUUCCUGUUGCUUUUGGUGAUCUUUCUGUUGCUAAGGAACUAUUUGCUGAAUACCUCAUGUUACUGUUGUUGCUAAGGGGAUUUAUGUUGCUAAGCAAGCUGUGACAGUUGCUAUGGAAAUAGGUACGGUUGUGAUUGAGUCAAAGUUGGAUGUGUUCUUUAUGAAACCAUUGCAGUGGGAUAAACAUUACUGAUGAAACAUGAUGACUGUUGCUAAGGAGAUGCAAAGUGUGUUGCUAUGGAUAUCUUUUCCUUAUGUUUCUGUUGCUAAGGACAUCUUCCUAGUUGCUAAGGGGGUUGAUACAAUAAGUCAGAAUGUAGUCACAGCACUCAUUAGUUGGGAGGUUCCUCAUAACACCUUGUCAUAAUUUGCAUUUUCAAUAUCGUCGCUAAGGAAUCUGUUACCAUGCCGAUAAGAAAUCGCAAUGGAGACCUUGACCUUGAUGCUGCCCAAGUAUUCGUAAGGAUAUUAUCUAGAAUUCUCUUCAACAAAGCAUUUCUGCUCUCGGUGAUGAUGGUCUGCGUUGUGUAUAAUGUUUAUAUUAACUUCUCGUCGGGGUAUUAUGUGGAAAGGCGGAAAGAGGUCAAGAUCGAACUCAAUAAUCUCGAAUAUAAGAUCAAAUCGAUAGAGAGCAUCUUAAAACGCAACCAAAAGACAAUAAACUUGAUAAAAGAUACGGUGAAGGAUCUCAGCGACGGAGAUGCCGAGAGUAUUUCUCGCUUAAAAGGAAUAUUCAACGACGACGCCAUUGUUAAAAUGAACCAAGAAGUGGCGGCACCGAAAAAUCAAAAUGGUGGUGGGAAGUUGGUGGUCGCUGCAGGCCCGCGGAGAGUGAUAGGGGUGCCCGCGGGCAUGUGUACGUUUGCAGAGACGCCCGCUUUGGAGCCGAAGGUUCAGAUGUUAGAUGUCUUCAACACUAUUCCAUUUGACAAUAAUGACGGGGGCGUAUGGAAACAGGGGUUCCCCAUCACAUACCCCCUCGACCAAUGGAACGAGCAGCCACUUAAAGUAUUUGUUGUGCCACAUUCACACAACGAUCCAGGUUGGAUCAAAACAUAUGAAAAAUAUUACCAAGACCAAACAAAGUUUAUAUUUGAGAAUAUGUUACCAAAACUAGAGGCCGACAAGCGUAGGAAGUUUAUAUAUGCUGAGAUGUCUUUUUUGAAUCUAUGGUGGAAUGAUAUCGAUGAGUCGAAAAGGAAGAGAUUAAAAAACCUUAUAGACAAUGGUCAGCUGGAGAUAGUGACCGGCGGCUGGGUCAUGAACGACGAGGCCAACACCCACUAUUUCUCCAUGAUAGAUCAGAUGAUAGAAGGCCAUGAGUGGCUGAAGAAUCAGCUAGGUGCGAAGCCUGUCAGCGGCUGGGCCAUUGACCCCUUCGGCCACUCCUCAACAAUGGCGUACCUCCUAAAAAAGAUGGGCCUAAAAAACAUGCUGAUUCAGCGCAUUCAUUACUCAGUCAAGAAACAUUUAGCUAAAAAUAAGGAGUUGGAGUUUAUGUGGAGGCAGACGUGGGACCACUCCGGUGGGACCGACAUCUUCACCCACAUGAUGCCCUUCUACAGCUACGACGUGCCCCACACCUGCGGGCCCGACCCAAAGAUCUGCUGCCAGUUUGAUUUCAAGAGGUUGCCGGGGGGGACGGUGUCGUGUCCCUGGAGGGUGCCACCUCAGCUUAUAAAUGAUGGAAAUAUAGAGGAAAGAGCGCACACUUUACUGGACCAGUAUAGGAAGAAAGCACAGCUCUACAAGAGUAACGUUGUCCUGAUCCCACUUGGGGACGACUUCCGAUAUAACACGGGCACAGAGUGGGACCAGCAGUUUAUCAAUUAUCAAAAACUGAUGGAUUAUAUGAACAAGAAAAAGGAUUGGAACGUCCAGAUUCAAUUUGGAACACUCACUGACUACUUUAACGCCAUCUAUGAGAGGAACAAGGUACAACCAGGCGCCAGCGUACCAGACUACCCGACACUGUCUGGCGACUUUUUCACGUAUGCUGAUCGGGACGACCAUUAUUGGUCGGGUUAUUACACGUCAAGGCCAUUCCAUAAACGAUUGGAUAGGGUUUUAGAGGGUCAUUUACGGGGUGCAGAAAUUAUCUUCACGCUAGCACAAUCGCUAGCCAGGAAGGUGAAAAAUACAGGCUUCCCAGUGGCGCGCCUGAUGAAAGCUUUAGUCUCUGCGAGACGUUACUUAGGGUUGUUCCAGCAUCACGACGGGAUUACCGGGACAGCGAAGGAUAAUGUGGUCGUCGAUUAUGGGAAUAAAAUGUUGAAAUCGUUGAUGGAUACCAAAAGUAUCAUCGUGGAAUCUGCUGCGUUCCUGCUGAAUAAGAACCCGUCUGCUGCCUCGUUCAAUGACGACAAAUAUGUGUUUAACGUCGAUGAGAAACGAGAAAGUCAUGAUGACUUGCCUGAUAAAACUGUGAUAUCUAUAACUAGCACACCUAUUUGUGUUGUGUUUUAUAACUCUCUCAGUGUCACUCACGAUAGUCUUGUACGCAUUUACGUGUCGUCACCUUAUAUCAAAAUAACGGAUGAGAUCGGCCAAAUCGUCGAGGCCCAGACUGAUCCCUAUUGGCUGAAUAAUGAGGAUAUGUCUAACACUGUAUAUAAGGUUGUGUUUGUAGCCAAAGUGCCUGCCAUGGGUCUCGUGAAGUACACCCUGACACUCACCGGGACUGACGAAGCUGCUGUACACAACAAAUUCUCCACAGUUACCAUGUAUAAUGUUAACAGUCACAUGGCUUAUAAUAGUGGUCCGUUCUCCAUCGUCAAGAAGCUGAAGGGAGAGACAUUCUCAUUGGAGAACCCAUAUGUCAAGGCCGAGUUUAAUGGAGGCAAUGGGAUGUUGACGGCCAUCACUAACCUCGAAGAUCAUCAGAGGACUGAGACAAAUGUGCAAUUUCUAAAGUACGGCACGAGGAACGGUCGUGAGAAACCAGGGGCGUAUCUCUUUCUCCCAGAUGGAGAAGCUACGCCAUUAGCAUACACGCGUCCAUUCAUCAGAGUCGUCAAAGGCCCCCUCCUACAAGAGGCCCAUGUUUUUCUCCCCCACGUUGAGCACAUUGUGCGGUUAAAGAAUUCCCCUGGGAUUGACGGGAUGGCAGUCGAAGUUCACAACAUCGUGGAUAUCCGGGGGACGGUGAAUAUGGAACUGGCCAUGAGCGUGCAGACAUCGAUACGGAACAAAGAUAAGGAAUUCUUUACGGAUCUUAAUGGUUUCCAGAUGAUUCGGCGUAAGAAACAAGAUAAAUUGCCAAUCCAAGCCAAUUACUACCCGCUUCCCAGCCAAGCAUAUCUCCAGGAUGAUGAGGCAAGAUUUAGCAUCCUGACUGCUCAGUCACUCGGGGUUGCCUCUCUAAAACAAGGGCAAAUUGAGGUGAUGUUGGACCGGCGUUUGAACCAAGACGACAACCGAGGUCUCGGUCAGGGUGUCCUCGACAACAGACGGACGCCCAAUAAAUUCCUCUUCCUGGCAGAGAAAAAACAAACAAAUAAGAAACCAUCGCCUCUCCCGGUGGGCUAUCCCUCGAUCACCUCACAUCUUCUUGCCAACCAGCUGGUACACCCUGUAUUCGUCCUCCCACAAAACCCCGACGCCAGCGCCGCCAACCUCGUCCGCAUAUACAAACCACUGGAACGGGACCUCCCAUGUGACAUACAUCUUUUGAAUUUACGUUCGAUGCAGAAUGCGGAGAGUAACCCGGAUAUACGGUUCCGGCCAAAGGAAACUGCCGCGCUGCUGCUGCAUAGAUUAGGGUUUGAUUGUCAGUACCCUGGGAAGGGGUUAAAGUGUGAGGUCUCAGAUAGUGGCCAGCUCCACAUUUCCAAGCUUUUCAAGGAUUUCAACCUCGCACGUUUACAAGAAGUUUCAUUAUCACUGCUGCAUGAUGGGAAGGAAUUGGACCCGUCGGACAUGUUGGAAAUCAACGCCAUGGAGAUAAAUUCUUAUAAAGUUGAGCUGAAGUAAUCAUGAAAAUCCAUCCUUUGGGCCCAAUAAGGAUGGAAGGAAAUCCAUACUUUUGAAUUGGUUUUGGAAAUUUAUCCUUUCGAUUGUUGAUUCGAACUCCAAACUUAGGAAUUAUCAGUUGUUUAAAUAGAUGUUCAUCUUCUUAAAUGGAGUACAUGAUUUUGAAUUCAGUUUUAAAUCGCUGUUCAUCCUUUUGAGUGGGAUGUCAUCUAAAAAGUUCCACAUUAGCUAGAUAUUUCUACGGUAACUUCCAUGACUUAGGACAUUUCCAAUUUCUAAGAUUUUCACUGUUUUGAAUGUCACUUUGGAGUAACAGUAUAAAGUGUAUGGAGAUGCAAGAGAAGGUGUUAGUGUCAGACGGUUUGUGAAUACCCAGAUUUAUUCAUGACUCAUAACUUAAGUUGAGCUUGAAAUGAUGUGCUUGUAUUAUUUCCCAUGGUGCCUUUGGUAAGACAUGCAUAUAUAUGUAUACAGCAAUGAAGUCUGUUGAUAAAAAUUGUAUGAAUUCUCUCAAUUUACUUAACAAAACUAGUGUGACAAAUCAUGGUGUCUUACACAGAGUUGUGAUUGUGAUAGAAAGAUUUCUAUUUUGGCGAUGUAAUGAAACGUGCUCUGAAUUCUAUUUUGAGAUAACACACAAACACGCAGUUCAUUCAGUUUAUGUGGUAGUUGUACUUAACUCUUUAAUAUAGAGGUGUCCGAUAAGAGAGGUCAAAUUAAAAGGAUUCAAUCAAUUUGGGACCAGAGUAGUGUCCUUAAUAGAGAGGGUGUCCCUAUUAGAGAGGGUGUGUAUAAUAGAGAGGUGUCUGCAAACGGAGAUUCCAGUCUAUUAUUUGUGAUGGGUAGAUAUUCUGCUAUCUGUAUAUUCUGGCAAUGAAAAGUUGUGAGACAACGUAUUUUGAUAAGUUUUUUCAUUUUUUUGCUGAUUUUGUCAUUCUGUCGGCUGGCUUCAUGUAGCAGUAAUUUUUACCAGGAGAUGAAAUGUACAAUUAUCAUAUUAAAAGAUGCUAACAUGGUGUCAAAUGCAGCAGAGGACUCACUUUUUUAGGUAUUAGUACUUAUAUUAUCAAUCCGAAGAGGAGAAAAGCUUAUGUAGCUGUAUGUAUUGAAUAACAAAUCACUGAAGUUUAAAAAACAUGCCUUUAUGCCAAUUUAUUUGGACACCCUGUACAUGUAUCUCAUUCUGAAAUGAAACAGGUGAUAAAGUAUUUCCAACACUAUACUCUCUUAUAGCUGAUAAGUGACAAUGCAGGUACUUAGUUUGUUAACAAUCCUCAGAUUACAAUCAAACUCGGUCAUACGGAUUCUUACAAUUAUUAUAUUUAUCCUGGUAUUCUGAAAAUAUGCAGCUGAAUGUGUCAAAAUACUGUCGACUGCCAAAUUUUGUCUCAAGUGUAAUCUGUAGUAAAUUUGUUAUCUUUACCUGGGGUGUUAUAUUUAUAUAAUAUGUUUAGUCUCUGGCCAGUCCAGAGUAUUUCUGUAUAGGCUUAUGGAGGGAAUCUUGAAUGUGGUGUUAUGUAACUCUUUGUAUAUAAUGAGGCCGACGCCCAGUGUUUGGCAGUGCCAUAUAGACCAGUCAAGGAAUAACAACACCUUCAUAUAUUAUAUCGUCUCUAUUUCAUUCACCACCGUAUUGAAGUACUCGGAGUUACUGCCAGAUAGGGGUAACACAAGGAUUUUGCAAAUAACUGAAAUUUGCAAAUCAUGAAAACGGUAAAAAUUAUUUUUAUUUUCAAUCUUUUUCCUUUAAUCUGCCAAAAAUAAGAUAUUGAAUUAUCUUUCUCAAAUUGCCAAAAAAGAGGCACAAGAAGUUUGGCAGUUGACAGUAGUCUAAGCUCCUAAAAUAAAUCUGCAAAUAUGUAGAAAUAGCUCACUUAACUGUAGUAUUUUUCAGAUUUUGUUGUCAGUGAGGUGUUGAUUUAGUUCGUCGUCGGUGAAUUAAAUGUUGAUUUAGUUUAUUUAAUACCAUGUUGUACUUAUGGGAUUUUGUGAAAUGUGUUACAUUUAGAUGUAGAUUUAGUUUGAUUCACAAUACUUGUGAUACUAAUGCAGCCUUAGUCGAAAGUUUGGUCUCAAGUUAACAUUUGCAUACUGCUGACUAUGCAUAUCUUAUGUAAAUAAAGGUUGUACAUUUCAGAGAGUGGAUUGGAAAAUAAAGUGAAUGAUGUUUCUA
This is a messenger RNA of Lineus longissimus, 6631 nucleotides long. Its product is annotated as alpha-mannosidase 2-like. The coding region runs from base 892 to 4458 and encodes 1188 amino acids. Gene Ontology annotation, biological process: mannose metabolic process; protein deglycosylation; N-glycan processing. Gene Ontology annotation, cellular component: Golgi membrane. The transcript is spliced from 21 exons. The record is from RefSeq and is a predicted model, not a curated record. Gene Ontology annotation, molecular function: alpha-mannosidase activity; carbohydrate binding. NCBI's taxonomy places the organism in Eukaryota, Metazoa, Nemertea, Pilidiophora, Heteronemertea, Lineidae.